CUAAUCUUCAGUCCCUGACCAAAGCCCUCUCUCGCCUUAGAUUUUACGGAGGAAAUUAAACAAGUUAAAUGUACUCUUUAAGACAGUGUUCAGCGCAGUGAGGAGGAAGAAAUGAGUGCUUUCAAUAAGUUCAAAGCUAGCGUCCCAAUUGCUUGGAGUCCGAACCUCUAUAUAACCCUUGUGAGGGGAAUUCCCGGCACCAGAAGGCUUCAUAGGCGCACUUUGGAAGCACUACGCCUAGGCAAAUGUAACCGCACUGUCAUGAGGUGGAACACCCCCACAGUCCGGGGAAUGCUUCAGCAGGUGAAGAGGUUGGUUGUGGUUGAGACUGAAGAAAUGUUUAAGGCACGCAAAGCAAAUGAAGCCAAACACCGAGCAGUACGCCUCCCUAUUGUCAUUAGUCAUCUUCCAGCUUCUGCGAUUGACUCCUCUAAGCAGCCUUAGAAGGUCUAGAAUAGUUAGCAGGUGAAGUCGAGAACUUUGCUGAGAUUUGAAAUAUGAAAAUUUGAGGUCAAAACGCUGGUCUACCGUGUUUAUUAAGUUUUAUUUAAGUGCUUGAAAGAACAAAGAGAGUAAACACCUCUGCCUGAGCUAGUUUUUCCACCUCUGUUUCAGUAGUGGUUGUUCUGAUAGACUUGUUUUCAACAUGUUUGAAGGAAAUAAUCAAGUAAAAAAUGGUGAAACUUGAAAUAUUAAUGUAUUGAACCUUUUGUUCUCCA
Messenger RNA from Hibiscus syriacus, 719 nucleotides. Its product is annotated as 50S ribosomal protein L30-like. Gene Ontology annotation, biological process: translation. Gene Ontology annotation, cellular component: mitochondrion; large ribosomal subunit. NCBI's taxonomy places the organism in Eukaryota, Viridiplantae, Streptophyta, Magnoliopsida, Malvales, Malvaceae. The record is from RefSeq and is a predicted model, not a curated record. Bases 112 to 444 code for a protein of 110 amino acids. Gene Ontology annotation, molecular function: structural constituent of ribosome. The transcript has 3 exons.